GUGCACCUUCAGUACUGUGCAAGGUGGAAAGCAAUUCUUCACAGAGGAGGAAUCACAGUUCCGUCUUGGACUAGUGGAUGAAGACCAAACUCUUCACUAAGAAGAGCAACAUCAGCCUUGCCCACAAAUGGAUAAUCAUUUCCCUUCAAAGGAAGGUCCAAAUUUCUGUUCCUUUCGAUAUGUGUUGGCGCUCUUCAUACACUCUUGCAAUGUUGUGAUAAUGGCACAGCGCAUGUGUCUGAGCCUCACAAUGAUAGCCAUGGUGAACAACACGGAUCCGCAUGGUUUGCCUAACACCUCCACAGAGGAUCACCCAGAUUACGUAAAGAACCCUGUCUAUGAUUGGAGUCCUGAUAUCCAGGGAAUCAUCCUCAGCGCCAUUUUGUAUGGUACAUUCGUCAUUCAAAUUCCUGUUGGAUACUUCUCUGGAAUAUAUCCCAUAAAGAAAAUUGUUGGCCUUGCGUUAUUCCUGAGCUCUCUAUUAAGCCUGUUCAUCCCACUAGCUGCUGAAGUUGGAGAAACUUGGAUCAUUGCAUGCAGAGUAGUCCAAGGAAUGUCCCAGGGGACAGCAACAACAGCACAGCAUGAAAUAUGGGUCAAAUGGGCUCCUCCCUUGGAACGAAGCCGUCUUACCUCUAUUAGUCUAUCAGGGUUUCUGCUGGGUCCAUUCAUUGUCCUGCUUGUGACGGGGAUCAUCUGUGACGCUCUGGGCUGGCCCAUGGUCUUCUACAUUUUUGGUGCUUGUGGCUGCGCACUAAGUCUUCUCUGGUUCAUUCUGUUUUAUGAUGAUCCCAAGAACCAUCCAUGUGUAAGCAUCAGUGAGAAGGAAUACAUCACGUCUUCGCUCAUCCAGCAGGUGAGCUCUACAAGACCAUCUCUGCCAAUCAAGGCUAUAAUUAAGUCUCUUCCACUCUGGGCCAUUUCUUUCAGUGGUUUUGCUUACUUAUGGACGUAUAAUAUAUUGAUUCUAUAUAGCCCAACGUUUAUCAACUCCAUGCUUCAUGUUGACAUAAGAGAGAACGGUUUGCUGUCCAGUCUCCCCUUCUUGCUUGCAUGGAUCUGUGGUAUCAUAGCAGGUCACACAGCCGAUCUGCUUUCUUCAAGGAAUGUUCUCAGCCUAACUGCUAUUCGGAAACUCUUCACUGCAAUGGGACUUCUCUUGCCUUCAAUCUUCAGCAUGUGCCUGCUCUACCUGAGUUACAGCUUCUCCAGCACUGUUGCUUUUCUGAUGCUUGCAAAUGCAACAAGCAGCUUGUGUCUUGCUGGAACACUUAUCAAUGCCUUGGAUAUUGCUCCCAGGUAUUAUGUAUUUCUCAAAGGAGUUACAGCCGUAAUUGGAAUGACAGGAGGAAUAAUUUCUUCCACUGUGACUGGAUUGUUCCUUAGUCAGGAUCCAGAAUCUUCAUGGUUCAAAAUCUUCCUCCUGAUGUCUGCUAUUAAUGUGAUAAGCCUGAUUUUCUACCUUAUAUUUGCUAAAGCAGAAAUUCAAGACUGGGCUAAGGAAAAACAACAUACACAGUUCUGAAGGGUCAGAACCGCAGCCACAAGACCAGUGGGCAGCUAAGUCCAGGACGGUGCAGCACUUGAAUCUCCAGUGAGUGUGUCAAUAGCUAUCUCAACUAAUAAAUGCUGUGGGCAGCCUUGCUGUCACCCACAGGAAGUGAACUUUGCAGAGACAAAGACAGGAGAAAAGGAUGUGAAACUGUCUCCUUCCAGACAAGCCACACAGUCUCUUUUCAGUAAUUUUAGUUCUCUAAACUUUAAAUAAAUGACUUAGUG
Molecule: messenger RNA, 1779 nt
Organism: Ochotona curzoniae (black-lipped pika)
Lineage: Eukaryota; Metazoa; Chordata; Mammalia; Lagomorpha; Ochotonidae
Gene: SLC17A1
Product: solute carrier family 17 member 1
Exons: 13
Coding region: 128-1525 (465 amino acids)
Biological process (GO): phosphate ion transmembrane transport; monoatomic anion transport
Cellular component (GO): membrane
Source: RefSeq, a predicted model, not a curated record